Messenger RNA from Amphibalanus amphitrite, 1959 nucleotides. RefSeq names its product arylsulfatase B-like. The transcript is spliced from 3 exons. The record is from RefSeq and is a predicted model, not a curated record. NCBI's taxonomy places the organism in Eukaryota, Metazoa, Arthropoda, Thecostraca, Balanomorpha, Balanidae. Bases 141 to 1652 code for a protein of 503 amino acids.
UGAAGACUGCACAUCACGGUGAAACGGCUGCUACUACUGACGCAAAACCAUCGUCGCCUAUUACGUUGCCGUUCUUCGAGUGCUUCCCUUAUCGGCGGGUAUAAGAGCGGCCGGCUGCCUGGAGGGGGCACGGUUCCACCAUGGAGUCCCCCCGUGCGGCUGUGCUUCUCGUGCUGACUGCUGUGGCCGCUGCGGCGCCCACCGCCCAGACAGACCAGCCCAACAUCGUCUUCAUUCUUGCGGAUGAUUUGGGUUUCAACGACAUCUCGUGGCACAACCCGGACAUCCUGACGCCCAACCUGGCCAAGUUGGCCGGAGAGGGCGUCCUUCUGGAGCAGAGCUAUGUGAUGCCCCUGUGCACGCCGUCCCGUACCGCCCUGCUCACCGGACGAUACCCGUACAGGAUGGGUACCCAGCGCGGCGCCAUUCUGCCCCGGCAGCCAAUCGGUCUCAGUGUGAACUUCACUCUACUGCUGCCCGAACUGCUCCGCUCUGUCGGCUACAGCACACACAUCGUCGGCAAGUGGCACCUGGGCUUCUGUGCGCCCGAGUUUCUCCCCCAAAACCGCGGCUUCGACACCUUCUACGGCUUGUGGAAUGGCCAGGAAGACCACUUCACACACGACCUGAACAACAGCCUCGACCUGAGACUGAACAUGGAGCCGGACUGGAACCAGAGUGGCAUCUACUCCACGGAGCUGUUCGCCUCGCGCGCCGAACGCAUCAUCACCGAACACGACAAGUCCAAGCCGCUGUUCCUGUAUCUGCCGUUCACGGCUACCCACCAGCCCGUCCAGGCUCCGGAGGAGCUCGAAGAGCUCUACCCCAACAUCCCCAACGACCUUCGUCGCACAUUCAGCGGCAUGGUGACCGCGCUCGACAUCGCGGUCGCGCGGGUCGUCGAGUCGCUCAAGGCGUCCGGCCUCUACGAGAACUCUGUGAUCGCGUUCGUCAGCGACAACGGUGGCAUGUUGACGGCGGCUGGUAACAGCUGGCCUCUGCGCGGCGCCAAGGGAACGCUCUGGGAGGGCGGCACCCGCACGCCGGCGUUUGUUCUGUCCCCCCUGCUGCAGAAGACGGGCUACGUCAGCAACGAGAUGAUCCACAUGACCGACUGGGCGCCCACCUUCCUCCGGCUGGCCGGUGUCGACACCUCGGACCUCGGCCUGGACGGUGUGGACCAGUGGGAGACGCUGUCGACCGGGUCCCCGAGCGCGCGCGACGAGUUCGUCUACAACAUGGACACGUUCCCGGUGGGCUUCAGCGCCGCGCUGCGCCAGGGCGACAUGAAGCUGGUCUGGGGAUGGCCCGGCCAGAACAGCGACUGGUACCCGGUGCCGGACUCCAACAACGUGACCCUCCCGGACCUGUUUGAUCCGGAGUACGUCCAGGACGUCAGGGAGCUGGACAUGUCCGACCACCUCACCGACCAGCACGGCGAGCCCACUCUCCCGGCACACCUCUUCAACAUCACUGCCGACCCCGAGGAGCGCCAGGACCUGGCCGAGCAGCUGCCGGACGUGCUGCAGAGGAUGCAGGACAGGGUGAGGGAGCUCCUGGUGGACGUGGUGCCCGGAUACUAUCCCCCGCAGGUGGACGAUGGAUACCCGUCGGACGGACUCUGGCAGACAGGGUGGUGCGAGGCUUACUGAGUCGGUCGGUUAGUCGCUCCAGGGGCUAGCUGAGUCAUUCGUUGUUGUUGUGUACUUAUUGACCUGUUAUGUAUUAUACUUUGAGGUGUAGCGCAAGGUAUGGUUGAAAGAGCUUCGACUAAGUGAUAGCUGAUAAAACUUAGAACCGAUUUAUGUUAAAAAAAAUUCUAUGUAAACGUGUGAUUCCCGGUCUAUGUAAUUUAGACCCGUGAGGUCGAGCGAUUUUAUGGUAAAUAUGAGUCAUCUUCAAAGACACUGCGCUGUUAUUAUGAAUUAUGUGGAUAGUAACACAUUUUGCCAAGCAUGG